Molecule: messenger RNA, 5019 nt
Organism: Eremothecium gossypii ATCC 10895
Lineage: Eukaryota; Fungi; Ascomycota; Saccharomycetes; Saccharomycetales; Saccharomycetaceae
Gene: DOP1
Product: Dop1p
Exons: 1
Coding region: 1-5019 (1672 amino acids)
Biological process (GO): Golgi to endosome transport
Cellular component (GO): trans-Golgi network; endosome
Source: RefSeq, marked provisional
AUGUCACUGCCGUUGAAGCCUCUGUCGAUCGACUCGAACUUCAAGAGACUAGAUUCCAAGCAAAGCAAGUACCACCAGAACGUGCAGAAGGCACUACAGCACUUCGAUGCUGUGACUGAGUGGGCGGACUACAUUUCGAGUCUGGGCAAGCUGCUCAAGGCGCUGCAGAGCUGGACGCCGCAGUUCCAGAACGUGAAAUACUACGUGCCCUUCCCAUACCAGGUCAGCCGCCGGCUGGCGUCGUCGUUGUCGCCCGACCUACCGUCCGGUGUGCACUUGAAGACGUUGGACGUGUACAUAUUCAUAUUUGAGAAAAUUGGGAUGGAGGCGCUAAGCAAGGAAUGCAAUAUUUGGGUGGCCGGUAUCCUCCCGCUCAUGGCGUAUGCGUCGAUCUCCGUCAAAUCACCCGUGAUCGAGCUGUACGAGAAGUACCUGAUACGGCUCCCCCCGUCGAUGUUGCGGCUGCUGGCAAAGCCGCUCAUUGCUAGUCUGCUGCCCGGCGUCGACGACGAGAGCAGCGAGUUCCAGCCUAUGGUGCUGGGGCUGCUGGACGACCUGCGGCGCAACCUGGGGGACGACUCGCUGUUCUGGCAGAGCUGCUUCAUGAUCAUGCUGUCACUGCGGAACCGGCGGCUGGGCGGGCUCGUGUGGAUGACCAAGCGGCUUCCCUCCCUCAAUGCAGUGCCACACCUGGUUUCUCAGUACCAACAGCAGGCAGCAGAGGGGAACGGCGAUGUGCAAGACAAGAAGCAGCAGCGCCAAGCCGCUCUGGCGCUUUUGCUGCCCGAGUCGCGAUGUAUAGUCUCGCCCGAGCCGGGUCUGCUGAUCCGUUCUCUGGUCAACAGUCUGCGCGAAGAGAACGAACUCUUGAUCCAACGUGGGAUCCUGGAUCUUCUGGCACAACGCAUCCAUCUCCACUCUCCUGUUCUGCAGACGCUGGUCACAAAGGCUGAUAGAGAGCUGCUGAUUAUGAGCUGCUGCAAGACAAUGUUGAAAAAGGACAUGUCGUUGAAUCGGCGCAUAUGGAACUGGCUCCUGGGCCCUUCCUCCCGCGUACAGCAGGCGGAUACGCCCCUGAAUGACUACUUCCCAAAGUAUGGCUUGGAAAGUUUGAUGAAUGGAAUCAUUGCCAUGAUAGGUUCGGAGAGCGAACUCCCCAACGCCUUUAAGAUAUGUCUUGCUUUGAUGGAUCGGUGGGAGAUUGGCUCGCGCAUUGUGCCGCAUCUCUUUAUUAAGCUGAUGAAAGCCGCAGACAAGUUCAAGGAGAGCAAGCAUGUCAUAACGGUUGCCUCUAUGUUUUUCGAUUCCAUAGAAACUACUGUAAUUUGGGGGAGCUGCUACGAGGCAAUAACUCAGAAGCACGAUUAUGAUCUAUUAGAGUUUUUAUUGUCUACCUUCAAUGUGGCGACGGACGAAGAAAUUGUGGUCCGUCAUUGUCCUCUAAUAUUGCUCACUAUGCUCUUACUUUCCUUUGAAGAUGAGCCGGCAAUCACCAAGCAAAAGUAUCGACUCUGCAAUGCACUCGCGGAUAUUAUUCCAGACAAGGCAUACCUCCCCCUAUCUCUUUCUGCUUUGGUGGGCGAGGAGGGCAAGAGUAGCGUGGAAUUGUUGUCCGCCAUUACAAACUUUUACAUUGCUGAAGCCAAUCCUCUGGUGCCGAACUCUGCAGACAAAAUGCCACCGUUCCCCCCCGCGGACUUGGCUUUCCUGAUCACUGAAAAAGUGUACCUUUUGCUUUUGAAGAGUUUGGAGACUGGAUGCAUGGUUAAUGAAAUGUCACAUUUGUAUGUUUCGCUAAUUGGGAAAAUACCUACGCAGCCUGAUGCUGAGGACAAGGCUACCGAGGCAGACCAAGCAUUGGUUUCACAAAUAUUUUCCCUGGGCCAGAAGCUUGACGAAGAUAAUUCGAAAGACAGUAUCUUCGGUAUUGUGGUGCUGUAUUCGGACUACCUAGCCCACCAGGUGGACCUUAUCGAUUCACUGAAAAUACUAAAAAUGAUUGUCGACUGCUUGUGGCAUUACCUUCUGGACCCAAACCGGCAAAUGGAAGCCAUUAGAUGUUUAUUAGCCUUGAAUAGAGGUAUCUCUAAACAACAUAUCGAGGGCGCCCUGACCAGCGCGUUCAUUAGAGAAAAGGACAUUGCCGCAAAGCUUACUGUCCUUGACGCACUGUGGACUAAAUUGGAGAACGAUAUUGGUAUGAUCAGAAGGCCGCUACAGCUUAUGUUUGAUGAAUUGUUCGAUGAACAGCACCUAUCCUAUCUGCACGUAUCCAAGUGGAUAGUAUCUGUCAUCAAUGCGAAUGCCUCGAAUAGGCUAUUCCAAGUUCUGGCGGAUAAUCUGCUGUCGUUUGAUUUUUUGAUGAAAGAAACACUGACUGAAUUGGAUGACCUUGAUCUUUUUACCUAUCAUGUUCAAACUGUGACAAAUGUUCUGAGAACAGAGCAAUCCGUUCUUCUCAAAUCCUUCAGUCUCGAACUGACCUCAUUGCACUCAUUUGAACAGUGGCGAGAGGAGGAUGUCUCAACAUACAAGGGACUUACCAUCGGAAUCCUUCUUAGAUUUUUAAACUUGGAGAAUAAUACGCAUGGUAGAAGUAUUAGAAGCGCCCUGAUUUUAUUAGAUACACUGAUUGACGGUACUGAACAGAAUUUUAAGGCAAUUGUUACCAGUUUACUGCAGUUGUCAACCAAAUACAUUAAGAUAAAAGUCCCCGAGUCGGAACUGAUCAUUGUGUCCCUGUUGAGUAUUGUGUCCAAGAUAUUAUCUCUGUCACACAAGAAUGACAUUAAGUUGGAUAUAUUUGAUGACAAUAGUUCGCACAUUAACUACAUUGACUUUUUAGUGUCAAGCAUUGCGAAUAUUGAGUCGCCUUUAACUGUCUCCUCUUAUGUUCAGUUAUUGUCCGAAAGCAUCAUCUACUUCCAGCAUUCCAUCUUCAACAUCAUUCUACCACUGUCUUCCUCACUCACGCAAUGUAUUGAAAGGUUAUUUUAUCAAUCUGAGGAUAAGGGUAAGAAUUACAAGUCUUUCUCUUUAUUAAUUGAUGGGCUGGAAGAACUUUUGGAAGUAUCACAUGGGUAUCUGAUGGCAGGUGAAAACAAUGGCUAUCUGAACGGGCCCAAUUCCAAGAACGAUUUCCUACAGAGCAUGGUGUCAAAUGUAUUUUCAAACGAUCCUUCAAACUCUACCUCGAAGCUCCAGGGAGAGCGCGAGGUGGUAUUCCAGUCAUACAAGAGGGCGAUCGACUGCAGUUUUGGAAUCUGGAUAUGGGCACAGAAUAUCUCGAAUAGUAGGGCUCUACCACCUGAUCAUUGUGUGGGGGAUCCAGAAUACAGCGAGUCUGCCCACCAACUGUCAUACAAGUACAAGUUCAAAACCAAGAAAUUGAUCGACAAGCUGUUCACACUUGAACCAUUAGAGAUUCUAGAAAAUUUAAUAUCCUAUAGAAUGGAUGAUUUAACCAUAACUCUGACGCAUGUUCUCGAUGGUAACAGGCCUGUUUUGACUUUACCUCACUUGAUGCUGAGCGUUGUGAGCAAGUGCAAUAAGGCAACCACGGUGACGUUUUCCUCUAUUGCUUCGAGAAAAUCAUCUGACCACCUAGUCACUGCCGCCAAGCUAGAACCAAAACAAGUAUUGGCCUUUAUUAUCGAAUAUGUGCGCAGCCUGGAGAACGCGGCCAUUGAGGAUUUCUACAACGACUUCCUUGUUUUCAUAAAAGAGGUUUCACAGAAUUAUUCGCAAUAUGAGCAGCUCAGUUAUCAGCUUCUCAUCCUGAUAGCCAUCAUUUCUGAAAAGAUUGCGCAUUCGCAAUUUGGGCAGCAGAAGCGAGUACGUAAAGAGGUCAGCGAUGUCUUUGUGAAGUAUUUGACUUCGACAUUGGCCGAGGACAUCGUAGCAAAAAACGGCGUGUGCGAAGCCAACUACCAAGACAUUCUAUUCAUAUUGGCCAGGCUCCAGUAUAUUGUAAAUGAAUCGCCUCAGGGCGACCGCUUCGGGGCUUGUGUCUCCACCAUCGUCUCUCACUGUGUGUCGCCGCUGUUGAAACAAGGGAAACUAGAGGUAAGCUCGCCCGGCUUCAUGGAGCUGCUCUUGGCCAUUGCACCUGUUGGGGCUAAGGUACGCAACUGGAAGACCCUCCUAAACGACAUCUUCACGGAUAAUACAAAGCUAAGCAUGUGCCUCAAGGAAGACAGAUGGAACCAGGUUAUCUACGAAUGGAGCCAAUAUCCAGACAAUCAGGACAAAUUGAUCAGUGACCUGCUACUAGCAAUUGGACAAAAAGGGAACGUUAUCACCCCCACAAUAAACCCCUUCCAAGGCUGGGCCGAGUCUGAGGUCGACUUGAAGUGCAAGCAGAUGGUGAAGCUCGCAUAUCUGCUGCUUAUCGCGCCGCCGGACACGUACUUGUUAUACUUCAAGCAACUAAUGAGCCAGCUUGAGGACUAUCUAUUCAGCACCGACACGCCGCUGAAGGCGAACUGUUUCAUCCUCCUGCGCGCCGUAUUUUUGUGCAUCGAACAGAUGCACAUCGCAGACUACUGGUCCAUGAUCAGCCACGGUUUGCAGACGGGACUUCAGGCGUUCUACGAGAGCCUCCAGAUCCAGGAACCGAUCGACGCACACCUGGUGCUGCACAUGUGCAAGUGCCUCGACCUGCUGCUCGUGCUCAACAUUGAAGACUUCAGCGCCACGAACGAGUGGCUGUUCAUCAUCGACACCAUCAACUGCAUCUAUAAAACGGACCCAUUCAUGGCUCUCAUCGACGAGAUCAGCGAAUGCAAAGACUACACGGGCAGCCACAUUGCCGACAUCGAGCUCGCCGCGGGUGAUGCACGCCUCCCGCUUCUGUGUGGUAUCCGCCGCGUCGACAGCCACCUCGCCCUACGCACCUUCUUCCACAACCUCAGCUACAGCCACUACGAGACGUCGUACAGCCUCAAACCCAUUGACCAGGCUGCCUGUUGCAGAGACGUCGCGGCAGACAUCCUGGCCGCUAUAUCUACCACCAACUAA